AAUAUCGGGAACUGCCAUUGUUUCUCUUGUUAUUGUUUUGGGUUAGUUUCAGGGACCGAGUUUCUCUGCAACUCUCAGAGAGCAGAGGAAGUUGGUUGCCCUCGUUCUCCCUUCUCUCUAGAAGUAUUGUAUUCUCACUUUAAAAGCUUCAUCUUUUCUAUAGUUUUUGUGUUGUUUUUUACAUGAACCACCAGUAAUCAGAAAUCAGAGGAUUGAAACAAGGUAUUACUGUCUUAAAGAUUUCAAGCUUUAUUUUUUGAUAUUCGUCUAAAAAUGGAGGUUACCAGUAAAAUGAAAUGCAUUGAUCUUGGCUCAAAGUUUUUGACUGGUUCAUCUUCACUGGAUACUAGAAAACCAAUUAUAAGACCCAAUUUUAAGCCAGCUUUGGCUUGGAGAAUUAAGCGUUUUGAAAAGCCAUUGCUUUUUACUAAUUCGAUGAAGAAAAAUGAGCAUUUCAUCAAGAAAGAAUGUUCUUUUAGUGUGAGGAACCCUAGAGUUUCAGCAGUUGCAGCUGAGACCACUGUUACUGAAACCACUGACAUAGAGUCUUUGUUUUCUGAUGAUUCCACUGCUAAGUUCCAACCUAAGAGGAAUAGUAAGCAGUCAUCUGUUGGAGCUUCAAGUGUUUCUUCUGGUAUUAGGCUAGAGAACAUUAGCAAAACAUUUAAAGGAGUUACAGUUUUGAAAGAUGUUAGCUGGGAAGUGAAAAAGGGGGAAAAGGUUGGUUUGGUGGGCGUUAAUGGAGCCGGAAAAACAACCCAAUUGAAAAUUAUCACUGGUGAAGAAGAACCCGAUUCAGGAAACAUAAUUAAGGCAAAACCCAAUAUGAAAAUCGCAUUUUUGACCCAGGAAUUCGAGGUUUCGCCUAGCAAAACUGUAAGAGAAGAAUUUAUGAGUACUUUUAAGGAGGAAAUGGAGAUUGCACAGAGACUUGAAAAGGUUGAAAAGGCUCUUGAGUCCACAAUUGAGGAUUUGAAUUUGAUGGGGAGGCUUUUGGAUGAGCAGGAUUUGCUUCUAAAGAGGGCAGAGGCUUUGGAUUUGGAUGAAGUGGAUGCCAAGAUUAGCAAGAUGAUGCCUGAGCUAGGUUUUGCACCAGAGGAUGGUGAUAGAUUGGUGGCAUCGUUCAGUAGCGGGUGGCAAAUGAGGAUGUCACUUGGCAAAAUUCUUCUUCAGGAACCUGAUUUGCUUCUCUUGGACGAGCCCACAAAUCACCUUGAUCUCGACACAAUUGAGUGGCUCGAAGGUUACCUUAAAAAGCAAGCUGUACCGAUGGUUAUUAUAUCACAUGACAGAGCUUUCCUUGAUCAGCUCUGCACUAAAAUUGUUGAGACAGAUAUGGGUGUGUCGAAGACAUAUGAGGGGAAUUACUCUGAGUAUAUCAUAGCAAAAGCAACAUGGAUAGAGGCUCAAUAUGCGGCUUGGGAGAAACAGCAAAAACAAAUUGAUCAUACAAAAGGCAUUAUAAAUAGACUGAGUGCUGGAGCUAAUGCUGGUCGUGCUUCUACUGCAGAGAAGAAGCUGGAGAAACUUCAAGAUGAAGAACAAAUUGAGAAACCAUUCCAGCGCAAACAGAUAAAGUUCAGAUUCCCGGAGCAGGAAAGGAGUGGACGAUCUGUAGUAACCAUUAAAAAUGUGGAAUUUGGAUACGAGGAUCAGAUUCUGUUUCAUAAGGCAAACCUGAAUAUUGAGAGGGGUGAAAAAGUUGCUAUUAUUGGUCCAAAUGGAUGUGGAAAGAGCACACUUCUUAAAAUGAUAAUGGGUUAUGUGAAACCAGAUCGUGGUGAAGUUUUACUUGGGGAGCACAAUGUUUUGCCUAACUACUUUGAGCAGAACCAGGCAGAAGCCCUGGAUUUGGAUAAGACUGUUAUUGAAACAGUGGAAGAAGCUGUGGAGGAUUGGAGACUUGACGAUAUAAAGGGACUCCUUGGUCGUUGCAAUUUUAAAUUAGACAUGCUUGACCGAAAGGUCUCGCUUUUGAGUGGUGGUGAAAAGGCACGGCUUGCUUUCUGCAAAUUUAUGGUGAAACCAUCAACUUUACUCAUUUUGGAUGAACCAACCAACCAUCUUGAUAUACCUACAAAGGAGAUGCUGGAGGAGGCGAUACGGGAAUACACAGGCACUGUUGUUGCAGUUUCUCACGAUCGGUACUUCAUUAGGGAAAUAGUGAAUAGAGUGGUGGAAUUGAAGGAUAAAACUCUACAAGACUAUGCAGGGGAUUAUAAUUAUUAUCUGGAGAAAAACCUCGAUGCCCGAGAAAAAGAACUGGAACGGGAAGCAGAGUUGGAGGAAAAGGCGCCCAAAGUGAAAGCCAAAUCUAAGAUGUCAAAGGCGGAGAAGGAAGCUAGGAAGAAACAGAGGGUGGCUGCAUUUCAACAGGCAAAAUCAAAGUCGAAAGGAUUGAAGAAUGCAAAGAGAUGGAACUGAUCCCCUUGCCCCGAAGUUAUUACGUUGACCCAUUGUAAGUAUUCAGAGCAUAGAAAGGCAGGAGGUGUUACUUCCUAUUCUUAUGGUAAAUGGCCUCAUGGAGAAGGCCAACCUCUGAACUAGCCCCUGUAUAUAAAUGGUUUCUUUUUAUGUAAUUUAGAUGGUCAAAUUUGGGUCGAGAUC
Amborella trichopoda is the source of this 2607-nucleotide messenger RNA. Its product is annotated as ABC transporter F family member 5. The record is from RefSeq and is a predicted model, not a curated record. Gene Ontology annotation, molecular function: ATP hydrolysis activity; ATP binding. NCBI's taxonomy places the organism in Eukaryota, Viridiplantae, Streptophyta, Magnoliopsida, Amborellales, Amborellaceae.